AUGACUUCUGCGCCAGGAAUGAAAGUCGUCAACAUUGGUACGCGGCGAUCGCAACUCGCCAUCGCUCAAGUCGACAUGAUUGUCAAACAUCUCCAAACCUUCGCACCAGGUCCCGAAUACAGGUCACAGGUGGUCAGCACAAUGGCCGACGAGAAUCAAGUCAAAUCUUUUCAAGACUUCNNCAACGCCAAAAGCAUCUGGACUGAGGAGCUGGAAAAACUCCUGAUGGAGAAGAAACUUGACAUUUUGAUUUUUUUGCUUUUACANGAUGUACCGACAAUAUUGCCCGAAUCUUGCAUCCUGGGCAUCAUCUGCGAGCGCGAAGACGCUCGCGACGUGAUGGUGAUGAAGCAAAAUUCGGCCUUCAAAUCCCUUCAAUCACUUCCCUCUGGAUCCGUCGUUGGCACCUCUUCUGUGCGCAGAAAAGCUCAGAUCAUGCGCCACUAUCCCAAUCUGAUUUGUGAGGACGUCCGAGGCAAUCUCAAUACAAGAUUACGGAAAUUGGAUGCCGAAGACAGUCCUUAUGCGUGUUUGAUUCUCGCUGCUGCAGGCUUGAAGCGCAUUGAUCUUGGAUACCGGAUCACGCAGUAUCUGGGACCGGAAGAUGGUAUGCUGUAUGCUCCUGGUCAAGGUGCGCUGGCGUUGGAGGUAAGAGAAGGUGACGAGCAGACGCUUCAACUGCUGAGCUCGUUAUCUCACCAAACAACGACGUUGGCGUGUCUUGCUGAGAAGAGCCUCUUGAAGACCUUGGAAGGCGGGUGCAGUGCACCUGUCGGAGUUCACACUGAUUGGGAAGGUGAUUUGUUGGUUUUGCAUUCAACGGUCACCAGCCUCGACGGCAAGCAGAUGGUAGAGAUGAGCACCAAGCAUGUGGUCAAAACUAUAACCGAGGCUGAAGCUCUUGGAAAGGAGUUGGCGGAUAGCAUGAUCGCGGAAGGCGCCAACACCAUUUUGGAAGAAAUCAGAGCUGGUCUCAGAUGA
Messenger RNA from Aureobasidium vineae, 981 nucleotides. Lineage: Eukaryota; Fungi; Ascomycota; Dothideomycetes; Dothideales; Saccotheciaceae. The record is from the annotation of a GenBank genome assembly.